This is a messenger RNA of Suillus paluster, 6098 nucleotides long. RefSeq lists its product as uncharacterized. Bases 86 to 6022 code for a protein of 1978 amino acids. Gene Ontology annotation, cellular component: cytosol; nucleus. The transcript has 51 exons. Gene Ontology annotation, molecular function: proteasome binding; peptidase activator activity. Gene Ontology annotation, biological process: proteasomal ubiquitin-independent protein catabolic process. NCBI's taxonomy places the organism in Eukaryota, Fungi, Basidiomycota, Agaricomycetes, Boletales, Suillaceae. The record is from RefSeq and is a predicted model, not a curated record.
GCGCUUGCUUUUCAACUUUCUGAACGGACCAACUACUACUAUUUCUCUUGCAGAUUACCUUCAGUGACAAAUUGUUAACAACAUCAUGACUAUCAUUCCAGAUGUGUCCCGCCUAGCCUUGGAUGAUCCAGAUCCUGAGAUGCACCAGACAGAAAUUCCAGACGACAUCAACAACACGACCGACCGGUAUAUGCAGAAGCUCGAGCUUUAUGCUAAAUCCAUCCCAUAUGCAAUUGAAUCCAGUGCACAGAUGCAGGACAUGUUGGAUAUUAUUCUACGGCGUAUAACGCAAUGCGUGGAGGCGAAGGACUUUGAACCGGGUCUCGUCCAGUGGGACAGUAUGGUCACCUACUGGAAUAUGCUCAAGUACCCAUUUCCAAAGGAGAAGCGCAUUCGCCUUGCGAAGCUGUAUUUUCAUGUUGCUACGACCCCUGGUAUGCCCACGCAAGUCAUGGCCAUCUGCGCAGACGGCUUGUCAAAUUUGACUCGUUCGAAAAAGAAGCUGAGCAUUGACGAUAUGCGACUUCCCUGGAAGCCUAUCUAUGACAUCCUUCGGAAAGACUUGUUCUUAACUCGACGGCAGUUCGAGUACAGCCAACUCUCGUGGUGUAUGGGAUACAUUGCUGAUAUGUCCAGGAGAUUCUUUCACCCCGCGGCCAUUGAAGAGAUGCUGAGCACUUUCCUGCCAGGGAUCAAUGGGACCAACUUAGACAGCCUUCUUUCGUCACAGUACUAUCUUCUGACAUUCUUACCAUUGACACAUCCACAAUCGUAUCUCCCUAUGUUAUGUCGUUUGUGGGAGUCCGUCAACUCCUACAUGUACGAUGAAAGGAUGUUGCAAUUCCUAUCACGCCUCGCAGAGAUGCACGUGGAUCCAACCAUCAGUGAUCCUGCUCGCAUUUAUGAUAUUCCCGAUGAUGAGAAGUCUGAAGAUGAGGGCAGACCAAAGUGGAAACAGGAUGACUACCAUGCAGGACAGACGUGGUCUGGCCUCUAUAAGGACGUUGGAAUAUUCACUGAGCACGAGUGGCAUUUUAUUAUGUGCAAAUGUCUUGCCUCAAUGGAAAUCCAAUUGAAGGAUGCUGGGUCACUUACCACGGGACCUCAUGCCGACACUUCUUCAAGUUUUGAAAUCGGAAGACUGCCCAAAGCAAACUGGCGUAUCCCAUCUCUCGCCAAACUUAUCGUGUACUCUAUAGCUCCUGAUGGUGCAAAAGCACCUGCUUCUACUGCACCUACGCCGUGGUAUACGCCCGUGCCUUCAGGUGUUAGCACGCCUCAAGUCAGUGGUUCCACCGGCGACUAUCUUACAGUGCCGCUUCAUCAGUGGGAGCCACCGAAGCUGUAUUUGGGUGGUUCUAAAGCUUUGGAUUCGCUUGCACGUCUCAUUGCCUCCACGGAACAUUUCUUCCAUCCCACCAACUCCGGAAGUUGGACAUCCGAUCUCACUGCCUUCGUCAAGUACAUCGUGUAUGAGUUCAACAAACGCUGGCACGAAGAGCAACUGCCCGACUGCAAAACGCCUAUGACUCGACGGCUCACGCAAGAGAUGAAAAGAGAGCUAGUUAAAUGCCUCCGGACUGUUGUGUUACUUGCCAUCUUCUCCCAAGAUAACUCCACUGUUUCAAAUGUUCAGAGCGCUCUGAAAUCCAUGUCAUGUAUGGAGCCCGACCUAGUGUUCCAGCCAAUCCUGGAACGAGCUAUCCCUUCACUGGAGGCUCUUGUUGAGACGCAGCGUACCCUAUCCGUGAUCAAGGCUCUGAGCUCGAUUGUUCCCGCAAUCGUAUCUCGAGACAUCUAUUAUCCAGGUGCUAAGCAUUUGAUCACCAUCCUGCAAUUGCUCAUACCUGGUAUUGAUCUUAAUGACCCAACUAAAACGCUUUGCACGACGGCAUUCCUUUCGGAAGUAUCACAGUACAUCAUGUUUGGAGACGUGACAUCCUCCGACGGCUCAGAGGCUUCUGGCGUGGAAAUCACUCCAGAUGAUAGCCCGGAGGACGCUAUGGAAUUAAAAUUGCCCAACGAAGUGGAGGACGCGCUUCUCAAAGAUAGCACUGCCAGCUUUGCGAGCUGGGUAGCCAGCUUCAUACGUCGCGUUAUCCAGCUACUUGAGAACCUCCCGGAAGAAGGAGUGAAUGGGUCAGCCGGAGGGACCACGGAAGUACAAGUGGUGGACGCCGUGACUGGUGCAUGCAGUCAAAUCUGCGUUCACUUAUCCAAUUCACUUUUCGACCUCGUGCUCAACAUGAUUUUCGAUUACGCAAGCACAAAUGUUCGUUCUAAUGCUGUCCGUGCGAUACAUCAGUUAGUAGAAUGUGUUGCGAACGCCCACCCCGCAAAGACUCUGGCCAAGUUCUUACCCUUCUGUGCGGCAAACAUCCGUACAGAGAUAGAACAUGGCGCUAGCUCAGUGAGGACAACAUCGUCGUCAUUGCCGCUUCCGUCAGAUGCAACUCUGCACUGGAAUCUCGCCAUUCUUCGUGGUUGUGUCUAUAACGAUGGCUCAGCACUUCUCAAGUACAAGGGCGAACUCUUGUCAUUGCUAACUCUGCUACGCGACAAAACUUUCUCGAAACGGGGAUACACUUGGAGCGGAAAGCUACUCUCCAGCGCAUUGAUCACACUCACUCAUACCUACCCAAUCGACAACAAGUUCGUCAACCCCGAACAAUGGAACGAUGAAGAUUUUCAGAGAAACCAUCAUUUAUACUGGGGCAAGUUAUUUGAGCCCCAUGAGGUCAAGAUCACAUGGCAUGUCCCAAGUGCCGAAGAGAUUGACUUCGCGCUCCAACUUUUCCGCGAGUUGGUCGAACCUGCAAUGACUCGCCUUGACUUGUUGCUUGAAACUUCGUCCCGAGAUGCCAUUUGGAGGAAUGACUUUUGUCGUUAUCUUAGUUUUGUCCAAGAAGCGUUCACCGGAAUUCCAACACUUUUUAAAGAAACUAUAUCACCAGACGUGAUGCAAUCCAUGCUCACCACAAGUGACAUUAUUAAUGAAAUCCCUGAAAUGAUUGCAUCGGUCCAGCCUCUGGCUUCCGGGUUUUGCCUCACAGACCCGCAAGAUACACGGUAUAAGUACAUUACUGGACUUCGGCGUCGAUUCGGAGAGUUUUUGCACGCUGCGUCCCUAUCGCUGCAACAACAAGGCGAGGAGAACACAGUUGAUGCAGUACAGAUGCUUAUCGGUUCAAUCCGCACCUAUUUGCUCGAGUAUGGUGACAGCAAGGACAGCUACAGUGUAAACUACGAUCAGUACAACUCAGAGAUCAAUGUCGCUCGUCAAUAUUCAGGGCAGAAGGUUUGGCCGCGCGCAGUGUUGGUCCGAAGAGCUCGAUUCUAUCAUUCCUCUCGGCUAUACUGGAACUCCAUCGAGCGAGCUAGAGGUCCGCUUGAGAACUCCUUAUUGGACGAUGUCGUUGAAUGGUCUAUGUGGCAUUAUCCGUCAGUGCGGCAAUCAAGCCAGUCUUUGCUUGAAUCUCUAACUUCAGUGUACGAUGGUCUUCGUCUUCGAGUUCUUCCGGCACUAUACAAAGCCUUACAGCCUGGUACUGACGACGAUCGCAUGAAAGGAGCACUGUGGACAUUGAAUAUAGCAUCCUUUGGGCGAUUUGCAAUAUCUGAACCAACGUUAGUGUCGGAGAUGAUUCAGCAGCUCCUUGGGUGCCACCAUAAUGAGAAGCCUUCUAUCCAAAAUUGUGUGUCCGCGGUAACUGAUACAUGUCUAGGAAGCUUUUCGGAGCCUUGCUACCUCAUUUAUGACAUUGAGAAUACUGCCCUUAAUGAAGCCCUACUUGCUCUGAAAAGGUGCUUGUCGUUUAACAAGACAGAAGAUUCCAUCACUCUCCGGGCCCGGGAGAAGCGCAUCGAACGUGUGCGUUUGAUGAAUGAAGAAUAUGGUCGAACGACUCGAGCGGUUCUUGAAGUUGCCAAUGACACCACAACACAUUGGCGCUAUGCGAUAGUGGCAGUCAGGAUCCUCCGCACUUUGCUGCGUCGAGAUGCACCAACUUCGCCUGCUCAUCUUCGUAUUUUCUUAGAGCAAGCAUGUGAUAGCAAUCCUACCAUGCGCUACUAUGCACAAAGAGGUAUCAUGAAAGCACUCAGGUACAUCAAGCUUCGAUCAUACUGUCGAGAUCCAGCAGCUUUAGCUCUUUUCUCCCCAAUCAACCCACUCCGAUGCAACAUUCCCAUCAAAGGGUCAUACUCGCCAACCGCUGAGAUACUCGCCAACUUCAGGUCGCAGGUCCCCAUUAGAUCUUCGGAGACUCUUGAUCUCAAUAGUAUAUAUUGCGAUACACUACUUCAAGGCUGGCUCGCCUGGAGUGGAACGCUUACAACACACAAACCACCUCAUGGGUUGAAAAGCACCUUCGAAUGGGAGUCGUCAAGCGCAGAAGCUGUAUCUUGCCUACGUGAAGUAACAGUGAAUGCAGACUUCUGGCAGAAUCUUUCUGGGCACUUUGCCGAAGAAAACCACGAGACUGUUGUGGUACAAGACCAUAUAUCAUGUGUUAAAUCAAUAUUCCAAGUAUUGGGUGACAAACCCUGGGACCUGUUGAAGCCCGAACUAGAGAUAUUACUAGCCGAUCAGGAGAAGAACAAGCAAAGGGCUGCGGCAGAACUAUUGGCUGGUGUUCUGAAUGGUUCCAAACAUUGGCCACAAGAGGCCCAAGAUCGAAUCUGGCAAUGGUUCACGCCUUACAUCAAGAAGACGCUAGGUCAGAGCAUGACGACAGAAACUGUGCCCAUCUGGACUUCGUUUGUCGAGUACAUGUUCUACCAUAAAGACCCUCGGCGACUCCAACCACUUGUUGAGCACAUUGUUGAGCAGUUCAACAGCAUGGACUACAAUGGACCAUCAUCUCUGGAAUCUAUCAAAGUCCUGGCAUUAUUUCGGGCUUUUUACACUGAAUUAGAGUGGAAAUUCACACCUUGGUCGGACAGCACCUUGGAACGGUUUUGGCGCGAGGUUCACAGUGAACACGACGAUGUAAGGUCCCAUGUCGCUGAGUUGAUGGCAUUCUGCAAUGGUAUCAAGUGGCAACCCAAACCCUCGUCUCUUGAUGUCGAAUCUUUCGUACGGGAAUGCCGAGAACUGACUGAUGAUGUCGACAUAAUGGGUAUAUCUGGUACCUAUCACACGAGCAGAGUUCUCGAGCUUGUGGAGAACUUCAAAAUUUGGAGAGAACAGCGGCUACCAGGUGUGAUAGCCCACCAGUCAACCUACGACAGAGUUGGGAUCGUCGUUUGCCGAUGGCUGUUCCAGUCAGUCCACAGUACUGAUGCCAUAUCUGCAUUCGACUAUAUUUUGCCUCUUAUGCCUGAAUUGUUCCGUUUCACUGAAGUGCAUGAUAAUGAGGAGCUAGCACGGCGUGCUAACGUACUCCUUGUUCGCAUGUGUGGUGUUGUUCCUCCGCAAUCAAUGAUCGGCCCUUUAUUGAGCACUAUAUUCUCCGCCAUCCAGAAGUCACCUUCGUGGAAGGUUCGCUUGAAGGCCCUGCCCAUUCUCCAGGUUCUGUACUUCCGACAACUUCCUCUCAUCAGUGAAAGCGAAGUCAACGGCAUUCUAGAUAUAUUAUGUCAAUGUUUGGAUGACGAAGUCGUGGAAGUGCGAGAGAUGGUUGGAACCACCUUGUCUGGUAUACUUCGACUAUCUCCGAGGCGCAGCGUUGUGUCUUUGAAGGAUCGAUUUGUCAAAUUGGCAGGAAAAAUUCAGCUCCCUGAUCGCGAUUCGCCUGUUUACAAUAUUGCUAUCCGUCAGCGGCACGCCGCUAUCAUCGGCAUAUGUGCCCUCAUCGACAGUUUCCCGUACACUAUCGAGAAAUGGAUGCCAGGGCUCUUGACGACAGUGAUGCUAGAGCAUGCACACGAUCCUAUUCCAAUCUCGACAACUAUACACAGGUGCGCAAGCAAUUUUAGGAAGACGCAUCAAGACACUUGGCACGAAGACUCGCGGCGCUUUACCGAUGAUCAGCUGGCAGCUCUGUCAACGUUACUGACCGGAUCAUCGUAUUAUGCUUGAUUUUUGAAAUUUGAAGGUUUCGGAUCUAUCACUGCAGAUCAUGACAAAGCAAAUCUCAUUGAUGUUGAAUAUUUAC